UGGCGCGCGAGCCUCUGGAUGUGUGUUGGAUCGGGAGGUAACAGCGGUGGCAACACGGGGCUCUAGCCGAAGAAACAGUGACGGUUGGGAGGAUAAAGAAGACGCGUCGGUUUGGUUUGACAAACACGACAAUGGACGACAACAACCUGGCAGCUCGACCGCCGAGGAGGUCGUCGUCUGCUGCUGCUGCUGCUGCUGCUGCUGCUGCCGCUGCCGCCGCGGAAGUUGGAGACGACGAUGUGACCGAGGUGACCGAGGUGGUGCACCCAGCCAGCAGAGACGCUCCUGGUCCGGACAGACUGAGCUCCGUCGUCGGGAGGAUGGAGAGGAGGACCUCGGCUCCACAAGUGGCGGUCUACCAGAGAUACAUGCCCAUGGAGCCUCUGAAGUUCCCUAUACCGAGGAAGACCAAGGAGAAAAGAGCUCUGUUCCAGUAUGUCUCCACUGAGUCCAGGGAGUAUGACGACAUGAUGACCAUCCUGACCUCCAGCUGCAUCGACACCGGCUCCGCUGGCUGCUUCACCUACUGCAAACCUCGGCUCGUCCACAGCGAGCUGCUGGAGAAAGAGUUUGUGGAGAAGAGGAAGGAGAUGAAGGCAGAUGGGAGGACAGACAAAGAGCUGGAGGAGAGCUACUGUUUCCUGUUGACUGAUACUGUUAAGCUGCCCUUGCUCUGUGAGAAGGGGCUGCUUGUGGGUCAGAGCCGGGUCACAGUGCUGGGAAACCCCAUUAAAGGAGUGUACCUGUCCAGGUACUCGGACCUGAUUCAGAUCAACGCCAUAACUCCUGGAGUCACGGGGGAGAUCGUCAUCUUCAAAGUGAUGAAGGGGAAAGUGAAGAGCAUCUAUGAAAACAUGAAGAACCUUCUGGAUCCAACGCCCCGCUUCGACAGCCACACCUCCAAGAACGCCAGCAAGGUCACAUCUCUCGCCUCCUACCGCGCCUUUGAGCUCACACAGCAAUACUUCUACGAGUAUUCAUUCGACGAGCUGCGGCAGCGGCCUCGUCAGGUCUGUCCGUACGCCGUCAUCUCAUUCCAGUUCAAAGGAAAAGACUCUUCACUUCCCAGCAAACCUCUGGCCCCCAUCAGGUUGAACAGUCAGUCAGCAGAGGGGAGUCACGAGCGUGCUCAGUUCACAGUGUGGACCGGAGAUUUGGUGAAAGGCGACCGGGUUCUCUUCCAGAUCUUGCUUCGCUCCUUCUCUCCUCCCCUCCUGCCCCACAGACUACCUGAGAAGUUGGAAAUCGGUUCGUUGAUGAGGCUGAACCAGGUGACCAAGCUCCUGCCCUCCGACCUGCUCAGCUACAACCUCUACAGCAGCAGCCACGAAGUCGUGAAGAGCGGCCAUUGUUGCAGCCUCCUGGAGGUGACUGACAGAAGUCGGUCUGCGACCAGCGUGACGAGACUGCUGCAGGAACUGGAGAUGAAGAGAGUGGUUCUGAUGACUCCACUCUCAGACCGAGGCUUUCUCCUCCUGUUAUCCAGUGUUCAGAUGGCCACACCCUCUGAGAGAGGAGAGAGCUGGAAGAGGUGUCUUCAGGCUUUGUUCGUCUUCCCAGAGUCCAGAGAUCUGGCCAAAUCCACAUUAAGGUGUGCCUCCUCGACCCAUAACGCCUCCGAGUCGGUGGUGUCUAGUGUUAAAGUGAUGCCGCGGCUGAGCCAGUUUAUUCCAGCGCUGCAUCACGCUCUGGUCAAGGCCCGCGCCAACCCUCACCCUGAGCUGUCUGCUGGUGUGGAGCGCCAGGCACGGGAAUACCUCAUCGGCAUGAACGAUGGCAAGGUACGACAGUACCCCAUGGGCGAGUACGACUCCGAACUAGAUGAGCAAGGAAAGCUGUUCCCUACUCCCAAACACCACCGGGUGAACAUGGACGGCUAUCUGCGCUCCUACCUGUACAGCCCGGCCCUCUACCUGCUGUCGGUGGCCCGGGCCAGGCAGAUGGUGGAGGCGCACUGCAGCCCAGAGGAGCCGCCGGAGGUGAAGCUCAAGAAGAGCCAGAGGGAGGCGGCGGGGAAGGAGGAGGCGGCGGGGAAGGAGGAGGCGGCGGGGAAGGAGGAGGCGGCCAGCAACACUAGAGACGAACAGACCAAACAUGAAAGGAUACAGCAGCUGGUAAACCUGAUAUUGACCUGUAAGAGGAAUGCAGAGAACGAGGUGAAGAGAGAGGAAGGAGGAGGGGUGAAGGUACCAGGGAGGAAGAGGAAACUGGAGCAGGUGACGGCAGAGAGGACGCUGAAGUUCCUGAAGGCAUCGCAGGAACCAGGAAGACACGGCAGGAUUCCCGUUGAAGGAAGCCAGGUCCCUUCCUCUCCCGGCUUUCUUGCGUCUGUGAUUGGCUCGGUGGGUUUGAAGGACGUUGAUCUGAGGGAAGAUGGAUCUGAACUAGCCGCUAAACUUCUCAGUCUGCUAACAGACCUCAACCAGGCCGCGAGAGGAACGACCAAUCGGAGCGUUGGUGAAGUGCGAGAGGAGGGUCAGAGGGAAUCCUCUCCGUUUGAUAGGUUGGCCACCAAGCUGGGUCUGCCCACCAACUGUGACAUUGACCUGAGGAAGCAGGACGAGCUGGAGGAGCAGACAGCAGGCAGCAUCAGUAGUUUGGAGGGAUUCAGUCCCAGCUCCCACAGCGGGGAGAUGAAUCACCACAGAGGAGGAGGAGGAGAAGGAGGGCUCGAGAGGAGAGCAGGAGGAUACGAAAAGGAAGAGGGGGAGAUCCCGUGGGUCCUCAUCCCCAUUACAGGUGUGUGUUCACAGAGGUACACCCAGAGGGACAGAAACCUCCCUCAGGACCCUCGCUUCCAGCACCUCGCCACGCUAACGAGCGUCACCGCAACAACCAAACCUCCGAGGAAGAGCCCCGCCCCGUCUCCUGAACGAAACCCUCCACCCUCCCUCCUCAAGUUAUCGUCCCCCGACCCCAGCCCUCCCCACUCCCCCUCCCAAUGCCCAUCGCCUGACCCCAGCCCUCCCCCGUCACCCUCCCAAUGCCCGUCUCCAGAGCCCAGUCCGCCCCCUUCCCCGUCUCAAUGCCCGUCCCCGGAGCCCAGCCCUCCCCCCUCUCCCUCCCAAUGCCCAUCUCCACGGCCCAGCCCCCACCCUUUUCCUUCCCAAUGCCCGGACACUCCACUCGGCCGCCCCCCUCUUCCCCCGUGGUGCCAGUCCUCGGAGCCUAAUGAGCUCAGCCCGUUUAACAAGGACCACAGUGGUGCUAACGAGGAGCAGGUAGCCCCCACAGCCUCCAGGGAGUCUGCCGGACUGCCUAAAGACAUAGAAGAGAAACCUCCGGGGAAAGAAAAGAAGAGCGAAGAGCCAUUUGUUCCUGUAUCCAUCCAGCCGUCUAUCCCUCCAGCUCCAAAGAGGAGGACGAGCCCCUCACCACCACCAUCCACUGAGAGAGAGAAGGAAGAUGCAGAGAGGGAAACGGGGGAGUUGAGGGAGGUACAGGCAGACAUUUUAGUGCAGGAACAAGAAACUCAGCCAAUUCAGAGUGGGCAAGACCGAGAGGAAGUGGAAAUGAUACAUGUGGUAGCUAGUGAUAAGGAGCAAAAAGCAGAAGAGAAGGAACUGGUAGGUGGUUCUUUGUUCUCUCCCUCCGUCUUCUCACCUCCCUCUCGCCUCGACAGCGUUGUGGACAAACACCUGAGCAACUUCUCCUCUGAGAUACAGCUCCUCCUGCAGGAGCAGAGCAUCCAUUACAGCUUCCCACAGUCCCCACACUCCACCUCAAACACAGAAACCUACACACCUCAACACACAAUCCCACGCACUCCCAUUUCUCAGUUUUCACAGUACGUUACCUUCUACAACCCCUGUCCCCCAGUCCAGGACUAUGUUUGCUCACUACAGGACCACAUCGACAGCAUGCUAACAGAGUUUGAUAACCGCUGUCCGAACCCCAAGCCCAGCACCAGCCGCACCGAUGUCGAUUCCGCGCUGGCAAGCAGCGUUAGUGAUUUUGUGUCCAGUAUCAGAGCGGGUAAUGCUACAACGGGCAGAGAGGAUGGCGGUCUCUGUGGUGAACUGACAGCUGCUGAAAGUCCUGCACACUCCAGAGGAGGUGAAGUGUGGCCGCCGCAUGCAAUCACCAAACGGGUUCCUGAUGCUGCUAACAACAGGAACCCCCCGACCUCUCAUGUCACUUUAUCUGUCGCUACCUGUAAGUCCGGUUCUGUCUACAAACCUCCCAACACUUCCGUCCUCAUACCUCCUCCGAACAAGUCCUCACAGUCCUCAAUGAAACCACAGCAAAGUCACUCUUUAGAGAUCACCAGAACAGUCGCUCACAACAGACCAACACAAGACAGCAGCUCUACCAGGACUGUGCAUUGUACCCCUGGUGUGGAAGGUGGGAGUGGCCUUGAGGUUACAAACUGUGAGGUGACAUUUCCAGGAUUCAGCGGCGUCUCGACCGAACCCCCCCACCCCCCCGAGCGCGUCUCCAGUCCGGCCUCUGAGUCCGUCCCUGUGCCCGACGAAUGCCUCACUCCUCCGGCUGCCGCCCUGAGCUCCCUGAUCAGCCGGCUGCAGCCAGAGGUGUUCAACAACCUGGUGGAGAUUUUCAAAGACAUCAAGAGGAACUCCAUGCAGUUCUACCUCCACAGCAGCGAGGCAGGGGACCAGGUCCAUGAAGACGUCAAGGAAUACCUGUUGAAGCAGGGUAACACGGAGCAGACUCCUGCGGACUUCCUGAACCAAGAAAACUCUGCAGGCAGACUGCUGGUCAUCAUUAAGAACAAAGACAUGACUCGACACAUACACAAGAUCCCAGGUCUGGUGUCUCUGAAGCGACAGGCCUCUGUGGUGUUUGUGGGAAUCAAUUCGCUGGACGACAUCAGAAACAACAGCUGCGACGAGCUUUUUGUCUCUGGAGGCUGCAUCGUUUCGGACGAGUUCGUCCUCAAUCCAGACUUCAUCACUCGCGAUCAACUGGCUUCACUGCUGCUGGUCCUGGAGCAGCACAGCUCUCUAGCAAGCGUCUGGAGGUGGAAGGUUCACUGGCAAACCCACAAGAAAUUAAAAGAGCAAGCCAGGUUCAGGAACGAUGCAGCCAAUCUACUGGACCUACUGUCGACCUAUCAGAAGCGGCAGAUUGUCGAGUUCCUCCCAUAUCAUCACUGCGACACGAGGAACCAUCAGUCACCUCACCUGGACUGUCUGAUGGAGCUCCAGGCCCAGUACACACAGUACCGACACACAGUCUUCCUGACCGAGCAUCAUUUUGAGAUGUUCCCCGCCUACACCAAAAGUGGCAUCAUCGUGGCCAGUAUUGACGAAAUUCUGCACAACUUCACCAGACUAGUCGGUUACCAUGACAUCAAGGACAGGCAGCCAAUCAUAGAUGACAUGCUGGCUCCCAAAGGUCUCGGGAGGCAGCUGACUCGUAGCGACUCUGUGUCAGGCUCUGAACGCUCUCCCUCUAUCUUCCCUGAACACAUUCGUCCCCUUUUCUCCCAUGACCCACCCCAGCAUCUUCUCCGGCAGUCCGCCUCCGCCCACCCCACUCUCCCCCAUCGGUCUGACCAGCUCGUCCCGGACGCCUCCUAUAAAGAAGUUUUGCCGCGCCAUUCAGACACAGACUUUGAGGUUCUCCGACUCGCCAUCUCACAGUUGCGGGCAGAGCGUCAGGCGCAGCUGCAGCAGCAGUUGGACUCUGAGGCAGAGUUGUACAUCAACUCCCUUUCAAACCUCCUUCCCAAUGUCAGUCGUACUGGUAGCGGUCACACCAUGCCUCUUUUAGCCCAAGGAGGUCCCACCGAGUCGGUAAAAGUCACUCAUGACAGGAAAGCAGUGGCAGUCACUCUGGAUAUGAUUCACUCAGCAUUGCAGCAGGAGCAGGUGGAGGAGGGGAGGGAGUACGGAGCAGUGACUCGCACCAUGGGGCGAAGGUUUGGAGGAAGUCAAGAAGGUGGAGGAGAGGCUGGACAUCACAGAGAUGGUACUCCAGUGGGAGGGAAUAGGGAUCCAGGUAAUGUUGAGACGUCUACUUCUUCAUCCAAUCAAGGCACAGCUGCAGUGACAGGACCAAGCACCCAGACAGGCUCAACCAGUGAUGGGGGAGAGAAAACAAGUCAACAAAGAGAACUAUUUCCCACAGCAGCUAAACAUGCUGCAGCCUCCUACAGUACCACAGCUUGUCCUGUAGAGGGCCACAGAUUGAGAGACACACAUUCGGGCCAAGAACGGCCAAUAAGAGGAGAGGGAGCACCACCUGGCAACAGCACUGCCAGUGGCACCAAGAUCCAGCAGCCCCGACAACUUCUGCAGCAAAUGAACAACCAGCAGGUCCAGCCGAGUCCAUCACACCUACAACAACUGCCUCACAGCCAGCAGCAGCAGCAGCGGGGCGCCGGCCUCCUGCAACCCCCCCACCUGCCCCGAUUCCCCAACCAGCCUUUCUCGCGCGGCCCCAUGCUGGCGCCCCUGACUGCCCUCGGAGGUAGCCUCCUGGGGCCUGUGCCUGUCUGGCCAAGGGGCCUGGGCCCCACAAGUGCAGCAGCCCUGGUCUGGGGCUUGCAACAGGCCGGCAGGGACUUCACUGGUCCUAGACUGCUGGGCGGUUACCACAACCCUGCCGGUCAGGGCAGCAGCAGGUAUAGAGGGGGGAAAAGUGGAGGAGGCUUUAAUGGGAUGUAGAGAGACGGUUUAACUGCACCAGCUGGUUAAACCAAGGAACUUUCCCGAAAACUACCACCCUGUGUGGAGGUCGAAACACGCACAUCCUGAAUACUAACCGGUGCUAGACUGAAGGAAGGAGGAGUGACCCCACACUGUAUGAAGCUCCCAAGGUUCAUUAUAAACUUAAAAUCAGGGUGAAGUCUAACCCUGACCCAAAACACUUGUAGCACAAAUCAGUUUCCUCGAAUCUUGAUGUUUCAGUCGCUCGGGUUCAUCAAAUUGGUUACAGAAAGAAUGUUGGCAAUACGAACUCAUCUUUUGUUGAGUGCAGAAAUGGGGGAUGGACAAAUGAGGAUAUGCAACUAUGGUCCCAAGGCGGGAUUCGAACCCGGAACAAGGCACUGGAACCACUUCGCUUAAAGUUAGGUUGGAAAGGAAUUGUUUUGUUUUUUUAACAGAAGUUUUAAAGAAUUGAUGUCGGGUAUGUGUAAAGUAACAAAAACAUGAUUUAUUUUGACGGGUGUCUUCCAUUGAAUUCAAUACAACUCGUGUAAAUCCAAAGAUCUCCUUCUGGUCGCAGUGCUGCUGCAGACCUGCCUCCACCUAUUUAAAGUCUUUUGUCACUGGUUUAUAUUGGGAUUUCUUUUUUCAAAUUCAAACUACUGUUCUCCUGCAGGGUGGCUUCUAAAAUACUCCCUUUGAUGUGUUGAUUAGUUGUUGAUCGACUUUUCUCUUCAUUCAUGAAAAAUGCAGUAGACAAGCGAGCUGCGCUGAAACAACCAUCAAAAGUAAUGCGAGGGAGCUAGUCCUGCAACUAACGAUUAUUUGCAUUAUCGAUCAAUCCGUUUGGUUGACCGACUACCGACGGUUCUGUCGAGGAUUUUGAGCGUGCAAUGCUAAUAGUGGCAAGUGUAGCAUUCACCCUCUACAUUAUAAUUUCCCACAUCCUAAAGAGAUGUAUCAUCACCAUCAUUCAAAAAUCUGUUAUCAGUUUACUAUCGUAUAAUUUAAAAAAAAAAGACAAUCAUCACAUUUGAGGAACUGAAAACAGUGAAAAACAUUUUUCUUUCUUGGAAGAAUUAUUUCAAUUAAUUUUCUGGAAUCGUUUAGUAUUCGAUACCGUAGAGAGCUUAUCAGCAAAGACAUACAGAACAUUGAUCAGGCCGUUCAUAUUAUUUUGAAUUAGAUUUGUUCUACUUGUAUCAACUUUAAUGGAGGAGCACAUUCUUAGUUCUAGAACAUUGUUUAUUACUUUGCAACCAUCAGACACUUUUUCCCCCCACCCUUUUAAAGUCACUAAGAAGAUUAUCUGCCACCCUGUGAAUUUGUAUUUUCUUGAACCAAUUUUCUGAACUUUUUAUGCAGUGUGGACUAAAAUAAGUUGUUGUUCCUGCUUACACAGCAGAAACCAGCUGCUGUAGAGUAGAACAGAAACCUGCUCUGUUUACUACCUUCUGUAACCACAACCUGUCGACCACUUCCUGUUGACAUGUUGUUGCCGAAGAAGUCCGGAACUAGUGGAAAAUGCUCCUGCCCCUUUUUUUUUUUUUUUUUUUUUAACAUGUGUACAGGAUAUGAAAAGAACAGUUGAGCAGAUGCCAUGUUUUCAGAGGUUUUAUUUAAUCUCACUCGGACCUGACCCGGCAUCUUUUUAAACUCUGCCUCUGAGAGAUUCUCUUCUUACUGAAUGGUAGGUAAACUGAGUAAACGUCCCUGUUGUUUUAUCCGUGCCAUCAACUUGACGGUUUGAACGGUUUUCUGUCAACGACUUUGUAGUCCAGCAACCCGACGAAUUCAUUUCUCAAAAGGAAACUUUGAGCUGCUUAUUUGUUCUCGUUGCAUCAUGGCCAUGACCAACGUGACCCUGAUUCUUAAAGUGGACUCUUGAGACUAUUAAAGAACUUUAAAAUAACAACCUGUAAAGGAAUACGAUGGACAGACACUUCAUCCAGUGGGCUCUUAAUGUCUUGUAAAAAGAAAAUAAGCGUUUUUUGUACUGAAUGUUUUGGUUUGUUACUCUGGGAGCUGCUUGUGUUUAGUUGCUGUUUGUACAGUAGGACGUGACUCUGUAACAGACUCGUUUUAACUUUAAAAAAAAAUAAAAUGUUUUUUUACACCUUUUUUUUUUUGUAUUAAAAGUUGCCUGCGUAAACCAGCGGAUUUGCUUGGAGAUGUUCUUGACCUCAGAUCGAGCUGCUGGGUUGUGCACAGUGGAGGUUCUGAGUCAAGGGCCCACUCCGUUCCAGUAAACAAGACCUGAAAGGUUUUAUUAUUUUUACUCUGUCCACAAUAUGUUGUACGCACAAGAUGAAUCUUAUAAGUUAAUGGAAUGUCAAGACCAGUUUGUACAAACUGCAUCCGACCUCGUCUGAAGGCAAAUACAGCGCUUAUGAAACGUCUUCAAUUAAAGUAGAUUUAAAGACUUUGGACCCUAUUUUUCCCAAUGUUUUUAUGUCUUAAGUGACUGAGGACAACGAUUUCACCAUCGGAGAAGUCUCGUUCUGACAUCUCGCUUCACAUCCACAUUGUUCAAAUCUGCCAAAUAUGUACCCAUGACAUCUAAAAUGUUUUAGAUAACACUAAACUACGCUUUCAGUUCUCCAACACAACAAACUCUGACAACACUUCAUCUCCAGCUGUCACUCACGUUCACAACGUUGUCUUCCGGCAACAAGGCACACAAUAACAAACGGAGAGUGAAAGAUAAAGAAUGUGUUAAAGAGUUAAUAUUAUUAAAGGUUGUUCUCUGGAGCUCUUAGAGGCAUUCGAGCAGAACACAUUUGCUCCACAGGACGUUUCCCAGUAGACUUAGAUUCUUCUGUCUCAAACACCCUCUGGUAGUAGAACUACAGAUGUGUCUGCAAACACCUGAAGCCAGAAGUAAAGAAGAUUUUCUACAUCAACAGUGUCCACCUCUAAGAAACCUCUGAAAAGAAGCUGGCAGUAGAAACUCAGGUCAGUCAAUAUGUUUCAACACUUAAAGUAAAACAGAACAUUAAAAGAUGGCUGCUGAAGCUAAUGACAUCUUUUGAUGAAGAUUUUGGAAAAUGUUCCAUAAAAUGACUGAUGUGUUCAAGUGACUUGUUUUGUCUGAUCAACAGUCCAAAACCAAAACUUUAUAACUACACAGGACUAAAAAAUACCAACAAAUAUUUACAUUUGAGAUGUCGGAACCAUUGACUUUUGAACCAGAAAUUACUUCUAUUGAAUAAUCAAUUGUUGCAGCUCGAGUGGUCAAAGCCUUUAUUUACUCCAGUAAACUCCUUUACUAGAGAAAAGCCUCUUUUGCCAAUGUCUAGCUAAUUUUAAAUAUAACUUAUGUUUUAAAACCUGUUUAGUUCUGUUCCUCUUUGCUGCUGUUUCACCACGAACAAGUGGCCACAACUAAAGUUACACUCACCAUUAUCACGUUUGACAAAAGAUGUUUAGUUGUACAAAUCUAAGGGUUAAUAGAGCGCUGCAGGAAUGAGGCCUGAAACCUGGAUAUGAGUCACCAUUUUUUAAAGUCAAUUUGUUUUUUUAAAUGUGUUUUUGGUUAGAUGACUAAAAUAAGGUC
Anarrhichthys ocellatus (wolf-eel) is the source of this 10170-nucleotide messenger RNA. RefSeq names its product transcription activation suppressor a (gene tasora). Gene Ontology annotation, molecular function: chromatin binding. Gene Ontology annotation, cellular component: nucleoplasm; heterochromatin. The transcript has 29 exons. Gene Ontology annotation, biological process: protein localization to heterochromatin; negative regulation of gene expression, epigenetic. The coding region runs from base 132 to 6632 and encodes 2166 amino acids. NCBI's taxonomy places the organism in Eukaryota, Metazoa, Chordata, Actinopteri, Perciformes, Anarhichadidae. The record is from RefSeq and is a predicted model, not a curated record.